GUGUUGUCCUUACAAUUUUACGCGAUAAAAGAGAAAGUACAAAAUGAGUAAACAGAACCCUAACGCCUAACGGCUUUGUUUCGUUUCUCCGUUCUUACACACAGGACCCGUAUCUAUCUCUGCAAUUCCAUUCUUCAUCUUCUCCUCAAUUUCUCACUAGAUAUGCUUUUCAACCAUUAACUUUAUCUGCAUGUCAAUGGGUUCUAUCAUGGAAAGGGAACGAACUCGGAAACGACCUCGUCUCGAAUGGGAUGUAGCUCCUCAACCUUCAUUUCCGCAGUCACAGAGAAUUUGCACGGUGGUUGGUGAUGAAGGAAUCGAGAAAAAGCAUGCAUCGCCUCCGAGAAGAAACGAAGGUCGGGAUGGACAUUAUGUUUUCAAUCUCGGCGAAAAUCUCACUCCUAGAUAUAAAAUUCUCGGCAAAAUGGGUGAAGGCACGUUUGGUCGAGUUUUGGAAUGUUGGGAUCGUCAAACAAGAGAUUAUGUAGCUAUCAAGGUGAUUAGAAGCAUCCAGAAGUAUCGCGACGCGGCAAUGAUCGAGGUUGAUGUGCUGGAGCGUCUUGUGAAGAGUGAUGUGGGAUGCUCACGUUGUGUGCAGAUGCAGAAUUGGUUUGAUUACCGGAAUCACAUAUGCAUUGUCUUUGAGAAGCUUGGACCAAGCUUAUUUGAUUUUCUAAAGAGAAAUAAAUACUGCCCAUUCCCUGUGGAUCUUGUUCGUGAAUUUGGACGACAGCUUUUGGAAUCUGUAGCAUAUAUGCAUGAACUACGGCUAAUCCACACCGACCUGAAGCCAGAAAAUAUACUUCUUAUUUCUUCUGACUGUGUAAAGCUUCCUAGUUGUAAGAGGGUUUUCUCAGAUGAAACACAAUUCAGGUGCUUGCCUAAGUCUAGUGCUAUUAAGCUGAUUGAUUUUGGUAGUACUGCAUCUGCAAAUCAGAGCCAUAGCUCCAUUGUUUCUACAAGGCAUUACAGAGCCCCUGAGGUUAUCUUAGGUCUAGGGUGGUCAACGCCGUGUGAUUUGUGGAGUGUUGGAUGUAUUCUCUACGAAUUAUGCACGGGAGAAGCAUUGUUUCAGACACAUGAAAAUUUGGAGCACCUUGCAAUGAUGGAGAGAGUUUUGGGACCUCUACCAGAGCAUAUGGUUAAAAAGGCUAACAAGGGUGCAGAAAAAUAUUUCAAGCGUGGAUCUCGACUAAGAUGGCCUGAAGGAGCUGUUUCAAGGGAGAGCAUUAAUGCAGUGAAGAAGCUUGGUCAUCUUAAGGACAUUAUAUCACGUCAUGUAGAGUGCUCGAGGUUCUUGUUAAUUGAUUUAUUACAUGGCUUAUUGACUUAUGAUCCGGCCAAACGUAUUACUGCUCGCCAGGCCCUUGAUCACCGCUUCUUUAGGUUUACAACUUAAGAAGUCGAAUACCUUUUGUUGUGAAAUGACUCCCAUUUGAAUUGUUAUCAGUUGCACAGGCUAGCCCUGCCUUAAAUGAAUUUAUUUUUCAUUUAUUGCUACUGGUUUAGUUGAGUUGAAACUUGAAAGUAUAUAUUCUUAUAAUGAUCAGUUUUAUUCACAACAAAAACUGUAUUUGCGAUGGAUGUGGUGUAUGAGAACAUUCUGCUGACAAAUAGUUAAUUGAUAGAGGAAUUAUGUUGUGCUCAAGAAGGUGGAAAGUAAGAAAAGUAUCAAGAACGUUAUGCCAACAAUUUAGAAUGUAUUCAAACGCUGAUUACUUUGAUCAUUCAGAUGACACUCUGGUAAGCAAGGAUCUAUCCUGGGACAUUAUCAUUUGAAAGUUAAUGUCCUAGCUAUUUUUGCUCAUUUUGAAUUUGUGCAUAUGACUAGUUUGGAUCGAUGCCCUGUUUACAAGUUUUCUUUGAAUAAAAAUAAGGCUGUGAUUCUUAUUAAAAAGCCAUAAACUUAUAUAUGUUAACAGUUAUGUUAGUUUCAAUGUAAUGUAUUUACUAGUAUAUUAAUCAUUUUACUCUGAUUUAAGAAUGUGAUUAAGAGCAAAAUUGUCAUUAGCAGCAAUGUUUACCCAGAAUAGAGGGACUUCUCUGAUACUAAGAGGGGCUUCUCUUAUACUUCGUGACUAUUCCUAUCCUCAUCAUAUAUCCUACUAGGACCUCCUUGAAUUGACUUAUUUGAGGUUAGCUGAUGACAUAGGUUUUGUGAAGUUGUUUCGGAGAAAUUAUAGAAAAAAUUAUGACAUUUUUUAGAAUUUUUUCCAACUUAUUUUCUAGUUUUUUCAAGAUAGUUUAUAAAUACAACCUAUAAUAUAUGCAAAAACAAUUCUAUUUUUGUUUUACUAUAAUAUAGAAAUAACUAAUGCAAGUUUAUAUAUAAACAAUUCAAUUUUAUUGACCUUGUUGUGGUUGGAAAACCUUCGUCCUCAAAAGAGAUAUCUCUUAAGAGAGACAUGAAGCUUUAGCAUAGAGAAUGUUUUGGUCCGAGGAUGCUAGGUUAGAUUUGUUACCAUAAAACGAUAUUAUCUCAGGAAGUAAGGAGCUUGUUGAACUCUGGUACCUUAUAGAUCCUAACACUCUCAAAUUGUUCAAAGGUGUGAGGAUAGGGAAUUUAAAAAGGAAGAUGGUAACUUCAUGUAUUUUCAUGUUUAUGUUACAAGUAGGUUGAGGAGAAAUGCUAUCUUGGCUUUAUAUGUUGGCAAUGUUUGUGUGAAGAGUUAAAGAGGUGCAUUAGGAGGCUGUGAGGUUUUUUACCAAUCACUUCUUAGAACCCUAUAUUGACAUGUAUUUUGGAUGGGAUUACCUUUUGGAAUAUCACUUUUGAGGACCAAAUUGGCUUGGUUUUUCCCUUUCUUGCUGUUAGAGAUUGACUUGGUGGUUGCCCAGUCAGGGGAAUAAAAGUUUGGUUUCAUGUGUGUUUAUUUUGCUUUCACUGAAGUUAUCGAUGCUUCUUAAGGUGAAUGUGGGUGUCAUGUUUAAUCAUUUAUUUGCAUUGACAACAUUACCUCACUCUUUUUCUCUUCUUAUUUUGUUACAUUGAUUCCUAAGGUGGAAUCUCCUUCAUGUUUAGGUGAGUUGUGACCUCUAUUAGAUUGCCUGCAUAAGCUUGUUGUAAAAGUUUUGGCUUCAAAAUUGACUUCGAUUAUGGAUAAGAUAAUUUCUCGCAAUCAGUCGGUCUUCCUAAAAGGUUGUCUUUUGGUGGAUUGGACAAUGAUGGUAAAUGAAAUUGUUGAUUUGGUAAGAAAAUCUAAAAAGACUUGCCUUAUUUUUAAAGUUGAUUUCAUAAAAGUUUAUGACUUCGUUAGUUGGAGUUUCCUUUACUAUAUGUUGAUGAUAUUUGCUUUUUGUUAAAAAUGGCAUUUUUGGAUUCUUGUCUGUUUUCACAAAGAAAUUGGUCCUAGUCAAUAGUUGUCUCACUCAAGAGAUCAAUAUUUAGAGAGGUUUCAAAAAGAGGGAUCUUUAGUCUCGUUUAUGUUGCUAGAAAACAAUUUGGGUGGUAUGUGUUCGUAGGGUUGUAGACCUUGGUCUUUUUUUCCAUGUUUAAGGUGAAAACAUCAGGCUUAAUGGAUUUCCAUCUUUAAUGCAUAUACUAUGAUUUUUUGGAGAAGCAUAUGUUGACAAUAUUUACGCCAUUAAAUAUAUUUCUAGGGUUUUUAGCUUGCUUUUGGGCUUUGAGUAAUUUUUAAAAAAAACAUCUUAAUCAGGGCUAAUGUUGCCUUAAUGUUUUUGGUAAGGUUUUAUUUUUUUGCAAACAAGGGUUUAUCCUUUUCAAAUAUCUAGGGCUCCCGAAUGAUAUUCCCCUCCAAGAGUCAACCUGGAAGCCUAUGAUUAAUUUUAUCUCUAUAGGACUUUACUCUUGGGGCAACAAGUAUGUCAACUUGAGUGGUCAAUUGAUCCUUUUAAAUAUCGUCCUCAAUUCUAUUUCCAUUUUCUUCCUUUCUUUUUUCAAAAUUCAUGUCAAGGUUUGGAAGAGUUUGGUGAGACUUUAGGGGCGUUUCCUUUGGGGAAACAAUGGAAAUUUUAAAUUCCCUAAGGUGUCUCGAGAGGGGGUGUGUAAGUCUAUGAGUGAUAGGGUUUUGGAUAUAAGAGAUUUGUGUAUGGUUAAUUUGGUUCUUGUUAAGUGAAGAUGAAUGUUGUUUUAUAGUGAAGGACAAUGGUUUCAAAUUCUUCUUGCUAAACAUGGAUUAGGUAGUUUGAUCUACUGUCACGGGUAGAUCGAUUGGGUCGAAUCCACCUCCCACGCGAUGGAAAGGAAUUUCCCUUCUUGGUUAAGACCUUGAAGAUACUGUCGACUUGUUCAUUAAGGGGUUUAUAGAAGAAUGUGAUUAAUGGGUUUUUCACCUUUAUUGGGAUGACCCUUGGCAAGACCAUAUUUUCUUAAGCAUUCGCUUUCCAAGGCUACCCUGGUAUUGACUCAGCGUAUUGCUACCCUGGUAUUGACUCGGCGUACGUGAAAGAUUGGUCAUUUGGGAAGCCCUAUUAACAGGGUUUGAACUUGGAACUUAAGGUGAAUGAUGGAUAUGUUUGUUUGAGAACUAGAGCUUUUAGGAAAUCUAUUAUCGUAUUUAGAGAAUUUAAUUGCUUGUUAGAUGAGAAUAUUUGAUGUUGGUUUCCUCAAUAAGAAUAAUAUGUAUUAUGUUAAAAAGUGACUUAUAUCCCUUGUUACACAUGUCUCUGCACGAUGAUGACGUGGUUCUAUGAGAUGUGCAGGUAACUAUGACUAUGAUUUUGAUGAUGAUAAAAUAAUAAAGCUAAAAUAAUCAAGAGCAUAGCAUAAAUAAGGAAGAAAUAAAUUGAAGUUUAUCAAAAUGAAAAACCAAGAAAGUUUUGAUGAUGAGAGCAAAGAUAGUCAAUGCAAAUAUCAACAUCAAAGGAACUGAAUUCUAU
Messenger RNA from Vicia villosa (hairy vetch), 4839 nucleotides. RefSeq names its product serine/threonine-protein kinase AFC3-like. Bases 191 to 1399 code for a protein of 402 amino acids. The transcript is spliced from 12 exons. Gene Ontology annotation, molecular function: protein kinase activity; ATP binding. Gene Ontology annotation, cellular component: nucleus. Lineage: Eukaryota; Viridiplantae; Streptophyta; Magnoliopsida; Fabales; Fabaceae. Gene Ontology annotation, biological process: protein phosphorylation. The record is from RefSeq and is a predicted model, not a curated record.